UCUUCUACGACUUUACAGAGUCUUAUACUCAGAUUUGUAGUUAGAACUCCAUUACCUUCAACAUGAAAAUUGCUGUUGUCUUCCUGAUCGCAGCUGUAAGCAGCUGUUUCGAUGCUGCCAGUGUGCCACAAGGGAACUGUUUUCAGCAGCUUUUGCAGGAUGAUGCACCACUUCUGCUUGAAAAACUGAGUGAAUUGCUCUGUAACUACAAAUUGGCCCAGAAACAGCAAAAUAAUGCCCUCUUCUUGGCAUUUAUAAAUGAAGUGAAUGUACUUCUGGGAAAAGUCGGCUGUACCAUUAAUAACAUUCUUGGCAUAAAUGUGACACCAACACUUAAUAACGCCGAAACAAUAGCUGACCAGCUUGCAGCUUCAAUGUUUCAGUAUCUGGAAACACUUAUUGCAAAAGCAACCAAAUAUUUGGAAGAUAUUCCCAUUAUUGGCAACAUACUGAAUGACAAGAUCCUUACACAAGACAUCAGAAAUGUUGGAUGCGGAGUGUUGGCUGACAUAAUAACUGAGGUGGACAAAAUACUGAAAAUCGCUUCAAAUGUUGCACAAUCUCUUGGUAAAAACUAAGAAACUCCUCUGGCUGGUAAAUGCACCACACUGGGUUUUGAGAGAAGCAAAACCAAACGUUAGAUGCAAUAACAUUUCCAUAUAUAUGUCUCUUCUUAUUAAUCCAGCAGGCACUUGGCUUUUAAAGUUCCCUAAUAAAGAAACUAUAGCAAACCUAAA
This is a messenger RNA of Xenopus tropicalis (tropical clawed frog), 737 nucleotides long. RefSeq lists its product as uncharacterized. Lineage: Eukaryota; Metazoa; Chordata; Amphibia; Anura; Pipidae. Bases 63 to 578 code for a protein of 171 amino acids. The record is from RefSeq and is a predicted model, not a curated record. The transcript is spliced from 12 exons.